This is a messenger RNA of Guillardia theta CCMP2712, 1678 nucleotides long. RefSeq lists its product as hypothetical. The record is from RefSeq and is a predicted model, not a curated record. Gene Ontology annotation, biological process: protein dephosphorylation. Gene Ontology annotation, molecular function: cation binding; protein serine/threonine phosphatase activity. Bases 171 to 1646 code for a protein of 491 amino acids. NCBI's taxonomy places the organism in Eukaryota, Cryptophyceae, Pyrenomonadales, Geminigeraceae. The transcript has 4 exons.
GCGUUAACGAAAGAUUAUCUCCCCUUCCCAAGCAUCUCCUGAAGGGUUUCGCGGUGUUCUCUGCCCUCCCCCGUGAAAGAGCAGGGAGGAUGGGCGUUGUGUUGACAGAGAUGAUAGAUGUUUGCUACUUCGUGUAGUACCUGCAGGGUUGGAUAACCGGAGUUCAGAACAUGAAUCUUCAGCCAGCCUUCGUGCAGGCGAUACUUUCCUUGCCAGAGAACCAGGAUACGCCCAAGGUUGUUUGCGGGGGGUGCUCGAUCAAGGGAAGGAGGCCACAGCAGGAAGACGUGCUGCUUUUGCAUGUUGAUAAAGCCUCCCUGCCAUCAUUGGUUCAGGGAGAUGCGCAGUUUUCGGAAGGAGAAGGCCGAGGAGUCAGCAUGGUUGGUGUUUUUGAUGGACAUGGAGGGAGGCGAUGCUCAAGAUUUGCAGCUCAGCACAUCCCCACAAAUUUUUAUGCCGCACUGGCUGAAAUAACUGCGAAGAAGAUUACGUCUGGCGACGACAGCAGAGAAGCCUUGACGCAUGCGCUACGUGCCUCAUACCGAAUGACGCAUGAUGAUUUUGCAAGGAUGGCAAGAGGCGAGAGUGAGUCGAGCCGACCCAAGACCAGGCAGCGACUGCACGAUGCCAUCGAGCGAGCCAAGACGUGGAGCAGCAUGAGCACGUCGAACGAUCGCCCGACGGUUCUGAAUCACAUGCAUCGAUCCUUUCCUUCCAACUCGCUAGACAACUCGUUCGAGUCUGUGCGCAACAAGAUGCUUCAGCAGAGACUUUCUUUGGGGAACCGGGUCUGGGACGACGGGAGCACGGCCAUCUGUUGUCUGGUGCAGGGGAACAGAGUCAUCGUUGCAAACUUGGGAGACAGCCGAGCCGUGGGAUACGUAGGAGGAAAGGUGACGCCCUUGACCAUCGAUCACAAGCCGAACCUGCCGUCUGAGCGCGACCGAAUCCAGAGUGCGGGCGGAGUUGUUACUUGCAUGAUGGGAUGCCAUCGGGUGAUGGGGAUGUUGGCGAUGUCACGGGCGCUGGGGGACGUGAUGAUCGAGCAGUACCUGAGUCAGGAUCCAGAUGUGUCGGAGAUCGGGCUAUCAGAUCAUGACUUCGUUGUGCUGGCAUCGGACGGGCUGUGGGAUGUGAUAUCCAACCAAGAGGUGAUACAGAUCGUGGCCGGAGAAGGUAGCAAGUGCGGGUGGAGCCCCGAUCAGCUGUCUAUGAUCGCCAACAAGCUGUGCAUGGAAGCGUUUAGGAGAGGAUCGAUGGAUAACAUCACUGUGAUGAUACUUCUAGCGAUCAGCGAGCACGUGGCUCCGCCGCAGCCGAAGCCGGAGAGGCACAUCGAGCUGCCGAGCAUGGGGAAGCAGUCGAGGCAUCCGCUGCAGCGCAGCCCUGCGGCCAACAUGUCGAUGAACGGAACGCAUACCGACCUCCUUCGACCUCGGCAUGACCGCAUGGAGAACGCGACCAUGGGCGUGGGCGUGUUCUCGCGCUUGCUGGGGGAAGGGGAUGCCGUUAGGAAGGGGCUGCCAAGACCGAGCAAUGCCCUCCAGGCCAUGCUGCCGGCUGCCAAGCGAUCGCAUGUGGGGGCCACUGGGCCUGAGAAGUGGAGGGAUGGCCUGUCGAGACGGAUAAGACGAGGAGGGUUGUAGUCUGCGUUUUUGAUGUAAAUGUAAUGACAGUC